AUGUCAGGACCCAAAUUCACGCUUCAUCAUCUCGAGAAGUCUCGCUCGACACGCAUCAUCUGGCUCCUCGAAGAGCUCGGCCUAGAUUAUGAGCUCACAAAGUAUAAGCGCACAAGUGACAUGCUUGCUCCCCCAGAGCUCGCCAAGAUCCAUCCUCUCGGCAAGGCACCCGUCGUGACUGUCACCGAGAACGGAAAGACAGAGACACUGGCAGAAUCAGGAGCCAUCAUUGAAUACAUCAUUGCACGCUACGGCAAGGGCAAGCUCGCUCCCAAAGUCGAGGACUCACUCUACAAAGACUAUCUUUUCUGGCUUCACUAUACCGAGGGCUCGGUCAUGUCGCUGAUCAUGAUGAAUCUCGUCUUUGGUCAGCUGCCGUAUCAGGGACCUUUCCUAGCGCGUCCCAUCCUCCACGUCGUCACCGCCGGCGCACGGCAACAAUUCCUCAAUCCCGGUCUGAAGAACCACUUCAAGUUCAUCGAUGCCGAACUUGAAAAGACAGGCGGCAAGUUCCUCGUAGGCAAUUCAUUGACGGGCGCGGAUAUCAACUUUUCGUUUGUCGUCGAAUCCGUUGCUGCUAUGGGUUGGAUCAACAACUACCCCAACAUCAAGACCUACUAUGCAUCUAUCAAGGCACAUCCCGCUUACAAGAUUGCUGAAGAGAAGGGAGACCCUGUGGAUCUCUCCAUGUUUGCAAAGUAG
Mixia osmundae IAM 14324 is the source of this 702-nucleotide messenger RNA. RefSeq lists its product as uncharacterized. NCBI's taxonomy places the organism in Eukaryota, Fungi, Basidiomycota, Mixiomycetes, Mixiales, Mixiaceae. The record is from RefSeq and is a predicted model, not a curated record. The transcript has 7 exons. Bases 1 to 702 code for a protein of 233 amino acids.